Trichogramma pretiosum is the source of this 1656-nucleotide messenger RNA. RefSeq lists its product as uncharacterized. The record is from RefSeq and is a predicted model, not a curated record. Lineage: Eukaryota; Metazoa; Arthropoda; Insecta; Hymenoptera; Trichogrammatidae. The transcript is spliced from 8 exons. The coding region runs from base 208 to 1440 and encodes 410 amino acids.
ACAAUUUAGUGCUCCUUCGAUCGUUAGAGAACGAUAUCAGUUUUGAGGUGUCUGGACCGACUUUCACCGCGUUUGGCCUUAAUUUCGUUCAACAUCGAAUAAAUUAGCAUUUUUGUUGCAAAUCGAACAUUUAUCGAUACUUUUUUAGCCUUGCCCCCUCAUUUUUUAAUUAAAAUAGAAGUUCUCGGUCGUUCAAUAAGCUGAACAAUGGAUAAUGAAGUUCUGGAUUUGUACAAUACAAUUUACGUGCCUGAAAUCGAUUACAAGCCUCAGGUCUGCAGCUCUGAUUCGACUGUUGAAGAUUUUUUAACGUUUUUCGCAACGUUAUCAGCUGGCGUCAUUCUAUUUUGCAUGUUCUGUAAAAUUAAGCAUCGCUGGUUUGUCAAUGCUAAAAGUUCACUCAGCAAUUCCAUCGGAAAAAUUUGGAAAGGUCAAUGCCAUUGCAAGCCUUGCGAAAAUUGCAUACGUAUCAAUGGUUUUCCUAACAGCGCUCGAAGUUUAACAUCUACAUUUUCGAGUUUUCCCAAUAGUACUUUCAAUGAAAAAUCAAAUUGUAAUUCAACGGCAACAAAGUGUACUCUUUUGAGCGAUAUUUCUAUUCUUCCUGAAGAUGAAGGUUUGAGAGAGUUUCAAGCGACCGAAGACAUUUUAACUUUUGAUAAUGAUUUUUGCAAAUUUACCAAUCUAAAAAAAUUGGAUGAGAGAAGCACAAUAUCAUGUGGCAGUUCUCCGACAUCAUUUUCAGUCGAUGACUCUGUCCUCUUGAACGAAAAUAGCAGUCAAUCUAGUUUGGAGAUAACGUCGUCGAAAGAUGCUCCUGAAAAAUCCAUAUGUAUUUCGUUAAAGAAGUCAAUACUGGCCGACGGUGUGGAUAUGCGUUUACGGAUUCUAUCACUGGUAAAAAAGUUAUACAAUCAAAAUCUUGUGAUCGAGGCUUCAAAAAAUAAAUUAAUAAAAUUUAACGAAGAUAUAAUAAAUUUACGAGCCGAAAAUGCAUCGCUGCGCGAUAAAAUUGUUUCGUUGCCAGAUAAUAAAAAAAGGCAUGGCCAUUCUUCACCAGAAAAUUUACAACAGUCUAUAAAGAUUAAUCAACUAGAAAGACAAAUUUCUGAGAAAAAUGAUACCAUCGGCAAAUUAGAAGAUCUAUGUGACAAGACCAUGGCGAUGUUUCAGGAAAUGAGGCAUAAGUACCAGAUACUAAGUGACGAACACGGCAAAUGUGAACAGAUCAGAAGGCCAGCCUCGAUUCACGGUCAUAACGAGAAAAUUGAGGAUAAUUUGAGUAAAAUACUCAAUGCGCAGGAAACUUCCAAAACCAUCUCUAAAGAACCAAGGGCAAGGCGGCCCAUAAGAACAUCGUCCUCGUCACAAAUAUUAACUUCUUCGAGGAAUGAUUCUUCCUCGUCGCUAUCCACAUCCUCUUCGGGCAAUAUAAUUUAAAAGACGCGAGCGAGAUUGCGAAGGUUUACAAGCAACAUAGUUGCAGAGAUUCCUAAAAUUAAUUUGUCAUACUUUUGUUGAUUUUUAGUUUGAAAGUAUGUAAUACUACUUGUUAUUGUAUUUUUGAGCAAUACCUUCUAUUAUUUCGUUACAGUUGUUAUUAUUUGAUUUUGUACGAAAAUUUUUUAUGAAAGAAACGUUUUCCAAUAAUAUGUU